CUAUUCAUGGGUAGCCAUUUUUCAGUUACACAUUUGACGUGAGUGGAAGCGUUCGCAAAAAUACGCUCGCAGUAGGCCGUGUUUGCGAAUAGGCUUCUUUUCGAGAAUAAUCUAGAAUUUCGUUGAUAACGAUGAAUCGAAACAAGCAGAGGAAUUCUAAAACGUCUACAGUUAUGCAGACCAAUCGAAAAGAUCCGAUAUUUACGGAGGAGGAUCGUGAAGCCGAAGCCAAACGUUUAGCAGCGUGCAUAUGCGGUCGCAAAAAUACGACCGUCCAGUGUUUGCGAUGUGGUCAUUUGUGUUUCGGCAGAAAAUUCCGUCCGUGCCCAUCACAUCCUAAAGUAGCCUUUCUUUACGACAUCCGAUCCUGUUCAUCGUGUACGGGACCGACGAAGGAUCUGGAGGAGCUUCCCAUCGACUAUGAAACUUAUCGGAAGCUGUCGCGAGUAGUUCCAAAGCGUUUCUCCGUUUAACUUUGUUACUGUGUCUGGUGUUACUGCUAUCGAAUUUAUGACUUAAACAAAUAAUAAUCAGAAAUAAACCGGGUUUAUUAGUUUACUAUAACAA
Anopheles funestus (African malaria mosquito) is the source of this 567-nucleotide messenger RNA. RefSeq lists its product as uncharacterized. The transcript is spliced from 2 exons. The coding region runs from base 132 to 473 and encodes 113 amino acids. The record is from RefSeq and is a predicted model, not a curated record. NCBI's taxonomy places the organism in Eukaryota, Metazoa, Arthropoda, Insecta, Diptera, Culicidae.